Molecule: messenger RNA, 1501 nt
Organism: Cryptomeria japonica (Japanese cedar)
Lineage: Eukaryota; Viridiplantae; Streptophyta; Pinopsida; Cupressales; Cupressaceae
Product: FKBP12-interacting protein of 37 kDa
Exons: 15
Coding region: 303-1283 (326 amino acids)
Biological process (GO): regulation of alternative mRNA splicing, via spliceosome
Cellular component (GO): nucleus
Source: RefSeq, a predicted model, not a curated record
AAAAAUUCUUUAAAAAUGUGAGCGCAGCCUAACCCUGGAUAAUUUGAACAGACUAACUCUGCAAAAGUCGAAUCAAUACAAGUUGAAGGUGUAUUAAAUGGAAAUAUUUUUGGAUUCUUUGAUUCAAGUUUAAAAGCAUGGAAAAACUGUCACGUAAUCGCUACAGGUUGAAUAAACGCUAAAAAUCAUGGAAGAAGACCACGGAAUUGCUACACAAUCUGAAUCAAGAAAAGAAUUCAAGCUGUUUCAGAAGGGAGUAAGGAAAACAUAAUGAGCAUUUGGCACUGAGUUGUGUCACCGCCAUGGCCAGUUCCCCUAACCUGGAUGAUGAUGAUGAUUUUGGUGGAGAUUAUGCAGGAAACAUUACUCGUAACAAGCGGCCUCGUCCUUUAGAUGAUGAUGAAGACUUCAAGGAACAUGUAGAGGAAGAACAUGCACCUGGUGCGGCUACAGGAAUAGUUUUAAUUCUGAGAGACAGUUUAAAAAAAUCUGAAGAAGAUUGUAAGGUGUAUCAGGACAAAUGCAAACAGGCUGAAGAUGAGCUAGAGAAGUGGCGUUCAGUUUUUCAGAAUGAGUCAUUUAUUCCCACAGGCACAUGUCCUGAACCAGGUAUUGUGGUGACUGCUGUGCAGAAUUUGAGAUCUUCCGAGGAAUCAUUGAAAGAACAGUUAGAGAAGGCAAGGAAAAAGGAGGCAGCAUUUAUUGUAAAUUUUGCAAAACGGGAACAGGAAAUCACAGAAUUAAAGGCAGCUGUUCGGGAUCUGAAGUCACAACUGAAGCUUCCAUCACUUAAGGCACGUAGGUUACUACUUGAUCCAGCCAUACAUGAAGAGUUCACUCGUUUAAAGAGUGCCGCAGAGGAAAAAGAUAAGAAAAUCAAGGAAUUAGAAGAAAAUCUUGCUGCAGUGAAUUUUACAACACAAAGUAGAAUGGGAAAGCUGCUGAUGGCUAAAUGUAGGACUCUACAGGAAGAAAAUGAUGAGAUUGGAAUGAUGGCUUCUGAGGGAAAGAUACAUGAACUAGGUAUGAAGCUUAAGUUGCAAAAGAAUCAGAAUUUUGAGCUGAGACGCCAAAUUCAAGAAUUACUGGACUACAUGGAGAUGCUGGAGGAAGGAGUUAACAAGUCAAAUGAAUUGGUAAAUACGAUGAAGAAACAGCUUGAAGACAAAGAUAUUGAAGCAAAAAAAAUGACAGAAGGCAAGAAACCAAAAAGUGGAGGAAAGGAAGACAAGAAGACUAGUGAAGGUGGAAAUGCUGUUGAUGCAUCAAAGGCAAAUAGGUGAUGCAGGAUACAAAUUGGCUGUCAAAAAAAGUUGUUUUGCAGUUGUAAAAAAUAUGUUGGCUCUCAGCAUAGUUCAAAAACUCAGGCUAGGCAAAAACUCACCAAAAUGUCAGAACAUUAAAAUACACAUAAAUUUUUUAAAAAAACACAUGGAACUGAAUUUAUAGAAGUUGUAAGUUGUUUUUUCUUCAUUUAUAGAUAAAAAAUGAGUUCAAUGCA